Gaeumannomyces tritici R3-111a-1 is the source of this 813-nucleotide messenger RNA. RefSeq lists its product as hypothetical. NCBI's taxonomy places the organism in Eukaryota, Fungi, Ascomycota, Sordariomycetes, Magnaporthales, Magnaporthaceae. The record is from RefSeq and is a predicted model, not a curated record. Gene Ontology annotation, molecular function: nucleic acid binding; zinc ion binding. The transcript has a single exon. Bases 136 to 771 code for a protein of 211 amino acids.
CCACCGUCUCCCUCGGCUAGAUGGGUGAGUGCCGAUCUGCUGCUCAUCAGCAUCCAGCAAGAAUCUCGUACAUAACCACGCAAAUCCUCAACUACACCAUCAACAAGACUAUCAACAAUUCGCAGCCUUUCGGCCAUGGAUCAGAACAGCCACUCACGAAACCAAGCACUCGACAGACCGGGCGCUGUAGACAGCAUGACCCGGUCUCGCGCCGCCACCGCCGCCGCCCAGACGCGGGCGUUUCAGCAGGCCGUAGCGACCAUAACCAUGAAGAUGAAGGGCUUGUUGCAGUUCCGGCGGUGCCAGAUCUGCGGCACCAAGGGUCACUGGGGAGACGAUUGCCCCCAUCGCGAUGCGGCAAGCCUCCACAUUGGCGGCCGGAGCACCGCCGCCACCGCCGCUACCAUGGCCACUUCGGCGGGCCCGUCGUCGGCGCGGAACGUGGCGUCAUCGGCGCAGCCCUACCGCUCCGCCCCGGACCGCAAUCCGCCUCCCGCGUCGUCUCGCCCCUUGGUACCGGGUCGGCCCAGCCACCGCGCCGGCCCAAACGGCGCCGGCCACCAGGGCAAUAGGGACCGCGGCUCGCCACCGGCCCGAGGUGGCCACGAGGGCGCCGCCGUCGGCAACAAAGCGACGUCCCCGGCGGUCCCUCGAAUCCUCACGGAGGUCAGGGCGGCCGCCACCGUCGACAAGAGAGCGGCGGCGUCCCCGGCGUCCCCUCGAACUCGCAAGUUCUACGAGUCCCUGCGACUCCCCGACUACCGAGAUUAGGUCGUGGCGGUCGACCUCUGAGCUGUACCGAUGGUGUGUUUG